AGUUAUCGCAAGUCAAUGAGAGAGUACAAAUAACAAGUGAGCCGUUCACGUUUAAAUUUGAAUUUUAUAUGAGAAAACGAAAGUAUUAUAUACGAUCGAGAAAUGACAGAAUCCACGUCCGACGUGCCAGAGGAGAAGGAAGCCGCAAACACGACACCCAUCUGCGGGAAGCACUGUAGGGAGAUGCGCAAGGACAAGUUACCCCCUUAUCUUCGAGACAGAGAAAGAAUACUCUAUCCACGUAACACGAGAACUCUGCCAAAAAUACCGGUGGUUGGCGGGCAACCUAUCGAAGAAGAAACAUGCAUGGCUUUAAGAACGUUAGUCUUCGGUUCCUGCGCGAGCCCACCUAAAAUUGAAUGGACAAGGACCGGGUUAACUUUACGACCAUAUGGUCAGAGUUUGGCAUUUGGAUUAAGAACUCCUAGGAACACAACGAGAGGUCUCGUCACCGCAGUACAAGCUAUCAUGUUAAAGCACUUUUUGUUCAAGCGCGAUAAACAAGAUUUACACGCAGGAUCCGAAGCUUUAUUGAAACCUUCGUACGAACGACAGAUCGAUGUAUUGACUUCCGCGAUAUCGGAGAUCAUUUGGCGUUGCGCUGAUGGUUUUUCCGUUUCCACGUGCGCAAAUGUUGUCAGUGCCAACACCGUGCCAAAGGCCGUGGUGGUUUUACCACAGGACACACCAUAUCUUCAACAUAGUGUACAGUAUUUUCAAGAUGGAUUGACAGAAACGCUACAGCUCUUCGAAUUCAAUUCUUUGGAGGAUUUGGAGAUAUUUAUCAAGAGAUACUUAUACCUAUUUCAUGACGAAGGCGGACCUGGUGCAACGUUACUUUUAUACAGCGCAAUGCUCUCGAGAGGCCUCUCAAAAGUACAGAAUGAUUUGGAAGAUUCAAAGGCAUCGAUUCUUGGUGGAUGUCCAGAAGAAGGCCCGAUCAGUAUCGUUAUCUUUAUUUUAACUGGUCGUGCUUCACCACAUGUCCAUAAUGGAGUACUUCACGUUGGCGAUGAAAAUACAUAUGCCGUACCACAAUGGGGCGUUCUUACGAGAAGUGAAGUGGGAUUUUUAAUACACGAAGGCGAUGGUAAUAUAAGCAAACAACCGGGUUCGCGUUUGAAGACACCCAGUCUACCGAUAUGGGUGACUCUCUGCCUCGGUCAUCACGGUGUGCUCUUCAAUACGAAUCGCGAGUUACUGAGAAAUUAUCACGCAGAACGACGUUUCGAGGUCCAAUAUUUUACCUGCGGUGGCAGUCACGCUACGUUGACGGUAGAUACCAGGGCAAACGAAACUUGCGGAGUAUCAGACGCUGCAACAAUGGAAGCAGCUGAUAUCGCAGCAACGCCUUUGGAGAAGCUCAUUCGAUCCAAAUGGCAGGAUGCUCUCAUACAAUGGAACGGAACACCGGUGAUGUGAAGGAAUACGAAAAAAUGACGAUUUGUGUUAAGCUGUGUAAUUCGUGAUGCUAAUCGAGCACUCAUCGAUCGCUGCGUGCGCUUAAUCGCAACCAAAUGCUUCUUAUUAUUGAGAAUUAAUAUUUAAGUACAAGUAGAUAUUAUUUGCAUUGCAAUGUAAUUUUGCGUACGAUAAGAUCAAUCUUUGACGCUUUC
Molecule: messenger RNA, 1616 nt
Organism: Cataglyphis hispanica
Lineage: Eukaryota; Metazoa; Arthropoda; Insecta; Hymenoptera; Formicidae
Product: inactive ubiquitin carboxyl-terminal hydrolase MINDY-4B
Exons: 11
Coding region: 103-1422 (439 amino acids)
Biological process (GO): protein K48-linked deubiquitination
Molecular function (GO): cysteine-type deubiquitinase activity; K48-linked deubiquitinase activity
Source: RefSeq, a predicted model, not a curated record